Molecule: messenger RNA, 339 nt
Organism: Ustilago hordei
Lineage: Eukaryota; Fungi; Basidiomycota; Ustilaginomycetes; Ustilaginales; Ustilaginaceae
Exons: 2
Coding region: 1-339 (112 amino acids)
Source: RefSeq, a predicted model, not a curated record
AUGAGCGUGCGGCAAGACACACCGCGAUGGGCAAGAGGGUUGGAUAGAGAACGUGUACAAACUCAAAAGAGAAGGAACAGGUCUCGAACUCGGACCGGCGAUCAGCGGUCUCAGUACAAGAAGUGGCGAGCACGAGCACGUUCUUCUGUUGAGCGACAAAGCAUCAAUCUGGCUUGGUGGCACGAUACACGGAGAUGUGUCGUCCGUGUCUCCCCUUCUCUGCUCACGGAUCCCGAUGAUUUGGCUGCUGGAAAUUCAUGCAGACGUGUCCACGUUCCUUCCAGUGGCAUAUCCUCUCUGCACUCCGCAUUAGACACGUUUGUCCUUCUCGCUUUCUGA